GCUUACAGACGUCCCAGGAAGACGGGGAGGAUCCGGAACGAGCACUCGCCCGCCCACCUCUUCGCAGCUGCUGUGUCCGUCCACGUCUGCCGGCAGCCGGUUCCAGCCAUGGCGCGAGUUCUGAUCGUGGGCGCAGGACUUACAGGCAGCUUGUGCGCCGCCCUUUUACGCAAGGAGUUUCCCCAGCGCCCCCUGCACAUCGUGCUUUGGGAUAAGGCCCGGGGUGCAGGGGGAAGAAUGGCCACGAGCCGCGGCUUUCACGAUCCAAAAUGCACGGUAGAUCUAGGAGCCCAGUACGUCACGCGGGUGCCGGAUUAUGCCGAAAAGCAUCAAAGCUUCUAUGAAGAUCUGUUGACUCAUGGAGUACUGAGACCAUUGACUGCCCCAGUAGAAGGAAUGGUGGUGAAAGAAGGAACAGAUAAUUUUGUAACACCUCAGGGAAUGUCUUCCAUUGUCAAGCACUAUUUAAAGGAGUCAGCAGGUGCAGAUAUCUUCUAUGAGCACCAUGUGACACAAAUCUAUCUCAAAGAUGGGAAGUGGGAAGUCUGCAAUACUACAGGCUCCUCGGACCAGUUUGAUAUAGUUAUUCUCACAAUGCCCGUCCCUCAGAUUCUUCAGCUUCAAGGAGACAUUGUGAAAAUAAUUAACAAAAGUCAAAGGCAGCAACUGGAAUCCGUGAGCUACUCCUCUCGCUACGCUCUGGGCCUUUUUUAUGAAGCUGGCACACAGAUUGAUGUCCCUUGGGCGGCACAGUACAUCUCCAAUAAUCCCUGCAUACGCUUCAUCUCCAUCGAUAAUAAGAAGCGCAAUAUAGAAUCAUCUGACAUUGGCCCCUCUGUCGUUGUCCACACCAGUGUCCCCUUUGGAACUGAACAUUUGGAGUGGGACAAGGAAAAGGUGCAGCAAUUGAUCCUAGAACAAUUGGAAGAAAUUAUACCUAGUUUGCCUAAGCCAGCCAGCAUCAAGUGCCAGAGGUGGAGAUAUUCUCAGGUUACCAAAGCUUUCCCUGACUGUCCAGGUCGAAUAACUCUUCAUACCAAACCCUUCCUUGUCUGCGGAGGUGAUGGAUUUAUUCAUUCCAAUUUUGAUGGGUGCAUAGAUUCAGCCAUGAGUAUUGUAGAGGCUUUAAAGUCCAGUUUGUAGGAUUUUCAUCGCUUUCCCUCCAUCAUCAGUUUAUUUCUGUGAUGAAUUAGAUGACGAUAUACUAAAACCCAGUAUACUUGACCUACUUGUCCUCUAUUUUAAGAAAAUAAAUCAUGAAAAGACUUCA
This is a messenger RNA of Hemicordylus capensis (graceful crag lizard), 1270 nucleotides long. RefSeq names its product renalase, FAD dependent amine oxidase (gene RNLS). The record is from RefSeq and is a predicted model, not a curated record. NCBI's taxonomy places the organism in Eukaryota, Metazoa, Chordata, Lepidosauria, Squamata, Cordylidae. Gene Ontology annotation, molecular function: oxidoreductase activity, acting on NAD(P)H. The transcript is spliced from 7 exons. Bases 109 to 1143 code for a protein of 344 amino acids. Gene Ontology annotation, cellular component: extracellular region.